CAUCAAGUCAAGGAGAAGGUCAGGGGAGCCCUUAAAAAGGCCUUCUUGCACCCUAAGGUGGCUGAAGCCACUCCACAGCUCUUUGUCCUGACUGCUGCCACCCGGACACAAUGUGGGUACUCCUGGCUGUCUUUCUGCUCACCCUCGCCUAUUUAUUUUGGCCCAAGACCAAGCACUCUGGUGCCAAGUACCCCAGGAGCCUCCCGUCCCUGCCCCUGGUGGGCAGCCUGCCGUUCCUCCCCAGACGUGGCCAGCAGCACAAGAACUUCUUCAAGCUGCAGGAAAAAUAUGGCCCCAUCUAUUCCUUUCGUUUGGGUUCCAAGACUACUGUGAUGAUUGGACACCACCAGUUGGCCAGGGAGGUGCUUCUCAAGAAGGGCAAGGAAUUCUCUGGGCGUCCCAAAGUGGCCACUCUAGACAUCCUGUCAGACAACCAAAAGGGCAUUGCCUUUGCCGACCAUGGUGCCCACUGGCAGCUGCAUCGGAAGCUGGCACUGAAUGCCUUUGCCCUGUUCAAGGAUGGCAACCUGAAGUUAGAGAAGAUCAUUAAUCAGGAAGCCAAUGUGCUCUGUGAUUUCCUGGCCACCCAGCAUGGAGAGGCCAUAGAUCUGUCCGAGCCUCUCUCUCUGGCGGUGACCAACAUAAUCAGCUUUAUCUGCUUCAACUUCUCCUUCAAGAAUGAGGAUCCUGCCCUGAAGGCCAUACAAAAUGUCAAUGAUGGCAUCCUGGAGGUUCUGAGCAAGGAAGUUCUGUUAGACAUAUUCCCUGUGCUGAAGAUAUUCCCCAGCAAAGCCAUGGAAAAGAUGAAGGGUUGUGUUCAAACGCGAAAUGAAUUGCUGAAUGAAAUCCUUGAAAAAUGUCAGGAGAACUUCAGCAGCGAUUCCAUCACUAACUUGCUGCACAUACUGAUCCAAGCCAAGGUGAAUGCAGACAAUAACAAUGCUGGCCCAGACCAGGAUUCAAAGCUGCUUUCAAAUAGACACAUGCUCGCUACCAUAGGAGACAUCUUCGGGGCUGGUGUGGAGACCACCACGUCUGUGAUAAAGUGGAUCGUGGCCUACCUGCUACACCAUCCUUCGUUGAAGAAGAGGAUCCAGGAUGACAUUGACCAGAUUAUAGGUUUCAAUCGCACCCCAACCAUCAGUGACCGGAACCGCCUUGUCCUGCUGGAGGCGACCAUCCGAGAGGUGCUCCGAAUCCGGCCUGUGGCCCCUACGCUGAUCCCCCACAAGGCUGUCAUUGACUCCAGCAUUGGCGACCUUACCAUUGACAAGGGCACAGACGUUGUGGUCAACCUGUGGGCACUGCAUCACAAUGAGAAGGAGUGGCAGCAGCCCGACCUGUUCAUGCCCGAGCGCUUCUUGGACCCCACGGGGACGCAACUCAUCUCGCCAUCGUUAAGCUACUUGCCCUUUGGAGCAGGACCCCGCUCCUGCGUAGGUGAGAUGCUAGCCCGCCAGGAGCUCUUCCUCUUCAUGUCCCGGCUGCUGCAGAGGUUCAACCUGGAGAUCCCGGAUGAUGGGAAGCUACCCUCUCUGGAGGGCAAUGCCAGUCUCAUCUUGCAGAUCAAACCUUUCAAGGUGAAGAUCGAGGUGCGCCAGGCCUGGAAGGAAGCCCAGGCUGAGGGUAGCACCUCAUGACUCCACCCUAUGUGGCCCCCAUCCCACAGAAUUAGAGGAGCUCCCCCACCCUCUCCCACCAUUCCUUCUUCCUCCCCGCCCACUCUGCCUUCUUUCCCAGCCUGCAGCCCUGGCAGUGAUAUGCAUAAAAGUUUCUUUCUCCAAAGGUCCUUGAGCAGCUCAUUCAUUUGUUCACUCAUUUCUUUCAACAAGUAUUUUAUGGACCACCUACUACAUGCAGCUCACUCACUGUCCUUGGACCUCAGGCUCCUUGGUUUCAUGAAACUUAAAAUUCUAGUGAGGGCUGACAAAUAAACAUUCCAGAGACUCAUAA
Molecule: messenger RNA, 1953 nt
Organism: Bubalus bubalis (water buffalo)
Lineage: Eukaryota; Metazoa; Chordata; Mammalia; Artiodactyla; Bovidae
Product: steroid 17-alpha-hydroxylase/17,20 lyase
Exons: 8
Coding region: 111-1640 (509 amino acids)
Biological process (GO): progesterone metabolic process; hormone biosynthetic process
Molecular function (GO): steroid 17-alpha-monooxygenase activity; iron ion binding; heme binding
Source: RefSeq, a predicted model, not a curated record